Molecule: messenger RNA, 1836 nt
Organism: Topomyia yanbarensis
Lineage: Eukaryota; Metazoa; Arthropoda; Insecta; Diptera; Culicidae
Product: palmitoyltransferase ZDHHC6-like
Exons: 5
Coding region: 380-1642 (420 amino acids)
Biological process (GO): protein palmitoylation
Cellular component (GO): Golgi apparatus
Molecular function (GO): palmitoyltransferase activity
Source: RefSeq, a predicted model, not a curated record
AAUACAACUCAGACAAAACUGUCAACCUGAGGGGUACAAACGUACGCCGUGUUGCAUUUCGGUUCAAUCGCGUGUAGUGCUAGUGACCGAAGUGAUAUGGCGUGAUUCUUCAUAUAGAAUAUUUACACACAGGUUUGCUGACACUUCCUGACCGGAAUAAUUACGAGAGUACCGGAGUGAAUUUAGGGUAGGCGUUGUAGAACAUUUCGUCGUCGGAGCAGUUAUUUAGCAAUAGAAACGCACAUUCGUGCGGACACAUAGAAAAAGGCAUUGUUUGCUGCGAUUCCGUUCUGUUUUGUUUAUUUUAUUCCGCUGCGUGAGUCAUACAGCCAUUGGAAGCACUAACACCAUCAAAGAAUAUAUUACUACACGCACAACGAUGGGCAGUUUUUCGGAAGUAUUCUGGCGAUUUUUCCACUGGGGACCGCUGAUAGCGAUAAGCAUCAUCAAAUCGAUUACCUUCAUGACCCUCUACAUGAACGCCAUGUGGUGGCCCCCGAAUCGGUCCAUCGGAGGCUUCCUGAAUCAAACCAUCUUCCUGAUGCUGUCCGCAAGCACCGGAUUUAAUUUUGUGAUGGCUUCGCUUACCGGUCCAAAGUUCCUGCCGCUGCGGUGGCGUCCGGAGAAUCCCAAGCACGAACAGUUCCUCCAAUACUGCAGCAGCUGCGAGGGCUAUAAGGCACCACGUUCUCAUCACUGUCGGAAGUGUGAUCGAUGCGUGAUAAAAAUGGACCAUCACUGUCCGUGGAUCAAUCACUGUGUAGGCUGGGGUAAUCACGCAUACUUUACGAGUUUUCUCGCGUUCGCCGUUGUUGGUUGUUUCCAAGCCACGUUCAUUCUUUGCGGAUCGUUGUAUACGGGUCUACAUCGGGAUUGGUACGUGUACUAUGGACAGUACUCGAAGGCCACCGUUCAGCUGGGUUUGUGGAGUCUGAUUCUAGGAGUGUUCAAUAUUGGACUAGCCAUUGGGGUGAUUAUCGCGGUGGGAAUGCUACUGUUUUUCCAGGUCAGAGCGAUUCUGAACAAUCGAACUGGCAUAGAAGAUUGGAUUUUGGAGAAGGCAAAACAUCGCCGUGAGGCCAAUGGUAAACAUUUUACCUAUCCAUAUGAUUUGGGAACGUGGCGUAACAUACAGCAAGUGGCCAGUUGGACCUGUGCACCCGUUGGCAAUGGAAUUGAAUGGGCGGUUGCGGAUGGUUGCGAUCAGUUUACGUUGACGAGAGAACAGUUGCAACAAAAGUCGGAAAAACGCGCUAGGACUAGAACCUACACCAUCAAUCGACCAGUUAGUGGCAGUUGGGUUCCUCUAUGGUCUCAGGGAUGUCGAGUCUGUCUCAGUCCACCACUGACAGAUGAACCACGCAUAAAGCUAGAUGUUGGCGACGUAAUUCGUGUUACACGUUGGCGCAAACACUGGCUCUUCGGGGAAAAAGUAAUCGAAGAGACUGAGCCAGAGUGUAGAAAUGGCAGCAGAAAGGAGAGAAAACAGCAACAAAAGAGACAGAAACAACUGCCGGAAGGAACUCAAAGACCACGUCGAAUACGAGGCUGGUUCCCAAGACAGUGCGCUGUUGAACUGCUGGAGGACGAAGACGGCACCGAACAACGGCAGCACUUCAAAGAGAAGAAGAAAAUUCAAUAGAUCGCGAUGCGAAAGUAUUUUUCUACAGUGCUUAUUUUUACCGGCUCUUAUUGGCAUUUUUACAAAACAGCUUUCUUUUUGCUGCUACCAAACGAUCAACUAGUAUUUUUGCAAACGACGAAAAUUUAUGAAUGUUGCUAUGUUUUUCAGCUAACUACAAUAAAUAUGAAAAAUAAAAGAUUUUAUUAAUUCUA